UAUGACAGGCGUGCAACGGCACACAUCCACAGAGCACUCUUCAAAUCAUCUACACAGUGGUUAUCCAACUAGGAUUAUAAAGGCACACAUUGACAUAGACUUCUGUUGCAAUCAACGACACAGUCGCUAUCCAAGUAGCAUUAUAGAGGCAACCAGUACACCUAUCCCCAUGCUAGAAUUCAGGGCAGCAAUCACUAAUGUGCUGCAGCACUAUGCUACCAACAACAUCUCCUGGGAAAUCUGCGGCUGGUACAAGCCUGGUAUUAAAGCCACCGACGAAAAAGUGCAGCCGCCCACAUUCCACCUCACGUCUGUCCGACCAGCUGCAAUCCUCGAGGACGCCCCACUGUACCACCUACCACACAUUGCCAAUCCACGCCUCCAAGUUGAAAUAGCAGUCGAACGUCCUUGCCAAUUUCACAUCGGCCACAACCAAAGGCAAACAGCAGCAUGACGAUCGCAACCACACCUUGCCAACAAUCCGGCGCCUUCGACAUCCCGGCAAAAAUCACCAGACCUGCCCGACAUACGUUCCACAACAAGGAGACCAAAACGCCCUGCACCCAGCCUCGUCAUUCAGCGCUCAAGCACAUCAACCAGGCAGCAAACCACACCACCAACUUCGGACGUGUCCGAUGACAACUAACUUACUCCAACCAUGGCCAUCAUGUACCACAGUUCAGGGAAUAGACUUUCAUAACGAUCGAAUCUCAAACUACGCGGCUCUUACUAAUCCACAUCAGACAUUCCUUUCUUCAGAUAUCAUGUCUCAUUCUUGCCUCACCGGAGACAGUCUGUACUGUACAACCAAAUCAUAAUGCUCAAAUUAUACACAAUUUACAUACCGUCCAUGUGACUAAUUACCUCAAAAUGCUGCUCCGUUUGUGGCAACUUCUGCUACCCUACCACAGUGAAAACAUAACACUGCUGAUAUUGUUCACUGCUCAUGUUGGUUUACCUAGCUGCUGCCUAUAGUCUCCCUUUAACUGCGGAACACUUCAAAGUCGAUAAAAUGCCAUGUUCCACCUUUUAAUGUGUUCA
Messenger RNA from Lineus longissimus, 1041 nucleotides. RefSeq lists its product as uncharacterized. Lineage: Eukaryota; Metazoa; Nemertea; Pilidiophora; Heteronemertea; Lineidae. The record is from RefSeq and is a predicted model, not a curated record. The transcript has 4 exons. Bases 2 to 454 code for a protein of 150 amino acids.